AUGAUUGGGGCCGCCCCCGCAGCCGUCGCCGGCUCCGGGGGAGGGCGGCAGGCAGGGAUGGGGGGGCAGGCAGGGACCGAGGCGGGGGACAGACAAGGACUGGGGCGGGGAAGACAGGCAGCGGUGCAGCGGGCCAAGAACGCCACCUCCAUCCUCAUUGCCAUCGUCAUCACCGCACUCUACUCUGUGGUGUGCGUGGUGGGGCUGCUGGGCAACAUCCUGGUCAUGUACGGCAUCGUCAGGUACACCAAGAUGAAGACAGCCACCAACAUCUACAUCUUCAACCUGGCCCUGGCAGACGCGCUGGCCACCAGCACGCUGCCCUUCCAGAGCACCAAGUACCUGAUGGAGACCUGGCCCUUUGGGGAGCUUCUCUGCAAAGUUGUGCUCUCCAUCGACUACUACAACAUGUUCACCAGUAUCUUCACCCUCACCAUGAUGAGCGUGGACCGCUAUGUCGCUGUGUGCCACCCGGUUAAGGCCCUGGACUUCCGCACGCCGGCCAAGGCCAAGAUCAUCAAUGUCUGCAUCUGGGUGCUCUCCUCCCUCAUUGGGGUGCCCAUCAUGGCCAUGGCGGUCACCAAGUCAAAAGAUGGGAUGGUGCUGUGCACACUCCAGUUUCCUGAUCCUCCCAUUUACUGGGACACCGUGACCAAGAUCUGCGUCUUCAUCUUCGCCUUCAUGGUCCCCAUCUUGGUCAUCACCAUCUGCUACGGGCUGAUGAUCCUUCGCCUCAAGAGCGUCCGCCUCCUCUCAGGCUCCAAGGAGAAAGACCGCAACCUGCGGCGCAUCACACGCAUGGUGCUGGUGGUGGUGGCAGCCUUCAUCAUCUGCUGGACACCCAUCCACAUCUUUGUCAUUGUCUGGACGCUGGUGGACAUAGAUAAGAAGAACCCCUACGUGGUGGCCAGCUUGCAUUUCUGUAUCGCCCUGGGUUAUACCAACAGCAGCCUCAACCCCGUCCUUUACGCUUUCCUGGAUGAAAAUUUCAAGAGGUGUUUCCGAGAGUUUUGCCUGCCUUUCCGAGCCCGUGUGGACCAAAACAGCUUCUCCCAUGCCAGAAACACCACACGGGAGUGCAUCUCCACCUGCACCCCUUCCGAAGCACGCAACAAGCCGGCAUGACUAGACGUGGGCAGACUCCAGCGGGGCUGCC
Nipponia nippon (crested ibis) is the source of this 1156-nucleotide messenger RNA. RefSeq names its product opioid receptor delta 1 (gene OPRD1). Gene Ontology annotation, cellular component: neuron projection; plasma membrane. Gene Ontology annotation, molecular function: neuropeptide binding; G protein-coupled enkephalin receptor activity. The record is from RefSeq and is a predicted model, not a curated record. Gene Ontology annotation, biological process: neuropeptide signaling pathway; G protein-coupled opioid receptor signaling pathway. Lineage: Eukaryota; Metazoa; Chordata; Aves; Pelecaniformes; Threskiornithidae.